AUGGCUUCUGCAACUUUCUCAAUCACCCUCCCUCACACAGUUCCAAUUCCAAAGCACUACACACAAAGGCUAACCGAUCAUCACCGACUUGCUCUGCGUUCGUUUUCACCGUCUCGUCGGCGACAUUUUUGUCUUAAAUCCAAGGGCUCAAGCUCAACUACCUACAUAUCAGGCCCAGGUGCUGAUGUAAUAAUCUCCGAGAACGAUCCAGAGUUUCAAGACUCGGAAUCGGAAUCGGAAUCGCAGCAGUCGACGAAUUUGAUAAGUUGGGGUCUAAUAUGGAGUCUUGUAGCUCGCCACAAGUUGAGACUUGCGGCUUCGGUUAUCACUCUCGUCGGUUGCACCACUUGCAUUCUCACCUUGCCCUUGUACAUUGGGAGAUAUUUCGAAGUACUUACAGGAGUGAGACCUGAACCUCUAUGGAAGGUGCUCAGUAAGAUGGGACUUCUGUAUACAUUGGAGCCAAUUUUCACGAUUAUUUUCGUUUCAAACAUGAACACCAUAUGGGAGAAGGUUAUGUUAAGCUUAAGAGCUCAGAUAUUUCGAAGGGUAUUGAUUCAGAAGGUGGAGUUUUUUGACCGAUACAAGGUUGGUGAACUCACUGCUUUAUUGACAUCAGAGUUGGGUUCACUUAAAAAUAUUGUGAGUGAAAACACUUCCAGGGACCGUGGUUUCAGGGCACUAUCUGAGGCAAGCUAUUCUACACUAAGCAGAAGUGAGCUUUAUGUUUCCAUUUUUUUAACUUUUCUUUUGAUGAGAAAAGUGGUUGGGACAAUAAGCUUGCUGUUUGUGCUGUCGCCCCCACUCGCACCAAUUCUGUGCCUUCUUACACUUACUGUGUCUGUUUUAGUUGGUAAUCAUCUCUUUGAAAGAAGCCACUUACUAUCUGUGUACAAGCGGUCAACUGUGAGUGUAUAUAAAGCGCAUGGAUUGUCCCAAGCUUCUAUCGCCGAUUGUGUAAAUGAAACUUUUUCUGCUAUUCGUACUGUAAGUUCUUAG
Messenger RNA from Ilex paraguariensis (yerba mate), 999 nucleotides. The record is from the annotation of a GenBank genome assembly. Lineage: Eukaryota; Viridiplantae; Streptophyta; Magnoliopsida; Aquifoliales; Aquifoliaceae.